CAGGUGGCUACUAUUCGGCAUCUCGCUCAUCAUACGUCAGUCCCUGUUCCUAAGAUCAUCUGCUUCAACAGCGAUAACGGGGACGAGAAUGACCUGUUUAUUGCGACGGAAAAGGUGCAAGGCGUAAAUCUUCAGAGCGUAUACCAUGAAAUUCCGUCCUUGCAGAAAGAAGCCAUCGUGACAAAAGUCGCACGUUGGAUUCUGGAAUUGUAUCAUCUUAGGUUUGACAAGAUCGGGAGUCUUCAUCUUUUACCGGAGGAUCCAAGCUCAGCAGCAGUUGGACCAAUCUCUACGGAUGUAUGGAAUAUUAACGGACGAGCGCGGAUCGAGGGCAUAGACCGUGGCCCUUGGCCGACUGCGAAAGAUUACUUCAAGGCUUGUUCCCAGCGAGAAUUGGACUGCUUAAAGCCAUUUCUUACGCAGGAAGGGUCGGAAGAGUACAAACGGACAGUGGAAGAAAGUAGAAUUCAGGUGGAGUAUAGUAUGGAGCUCAUGGAUCGGAUCAUCGAUAAUUGUGAAGGAUUGGAUGAAGACGAUCCUUAUUUCGCACCUUUUGCUGUGAACGCAAGGGCAUUUGAGCUAGAAAAUAUUUUUGUAUCAGAAGAUGACUUCUCUAAGAUUGUCCUAAUUGAAGGAUGGCGCAAUACCACGAUCCGACCUUUGUGGCAUUGUGCUCAUCUUCCUUCUUGGUUGACCAUCAGUCUUUAUGAAUCUGAUGAUACGUCAGACAAAAAGGCUCUUGAGAACACCUUCCGUAAGACUGUAUCUAGCCUUGACCGCAGCUUCUUGCUCGGACUCGAUGCUGGAGGGACACGACAAAGCUUGGAAGAAGUCUGUAACUAUGAUGCCCUUAAGUAUGGUUAUAUCGUCACGCCAACGCUUCAAAGCAUCUCAAUGACUCUACCGAAAAAGCUGGACAUUGAAGGUAUCAGAGAAGUCCUGGACCCUCACACAGACGUUGGUCGCGUUGCGCGUACCAUGAGUGUCACUCAAGGUUCAGCAUGGGAGUCAAUGUCGAUGAACAUUCAGUUCCCACCAUUGUCGCCGUCCAAGAGAUCUCCUACAUCUCCUUCGAAAUCGUACCCUUCCCAACCUGUGCUGAACCUGACUCUUCCUGCAGGGAGAUCACAAACAACGAAACAGGGUCUGAUGAAGACGCCAGAGGCGACAGGUGUGGACGAUGUGUCUGGAGGACCGGUAAACACAUCUGCCGAGAAAGAUGAGACACCUCCGGGUUCCACGACGAAGUUUACUCCUAGUGAUCAAGUGGACACCGAUAACCAAGAGGAAAACAUCCGCUCGUCAUACGCACCGGCAGACGGGGACGGCCGGGACGGCAGCAGAGUACAAGGAUCACAGGUACGAAUGAAGGUGCAUAGAUACACAUUGGUAGCUGACUAA
This is a messenger RNA of Cantharellus anzutake, 1401 nucleotides long. RefSeq lists its product as uncharacterized. The transcript has 4 exons. The annotation marks the transcript as partial. The record is from RefSeq and is a predicted model, not a curated record. Lineage: Eukaryota; Fungi; Basidiomycota; Agaricomycetes; Cantharellales; Hydnaceae. Gene Ontology annotation, cellular component: mitochondrion.